AUGAAUUAUCCUGCAGCAACAAACAAUUUGUAUCAAGUGCCGAAACCUGUAAAUAGAUGGGAAAAGAUUGCUCGAAUACAAGAAUUUUUAGGAACCAUGUGGGACUUCUUUUUUGGUUGGCCAAUGAUGAUACUGAAUAAACUUGGAAUAUCAUUAAAUUUCUUUUCUGUAAAUCCAGCAGUUUGUUCAAUUCUUAUUUGUGGUGCACUUAUUGGUAUAACAUCUUCUGUUGGAAUUGGAUUAGGUGUUGGACUUAGUGUUGGAUUGAAUUGUGCGAAAUCUACAAGUACUCCUAUGAACACUACCAAUACAACAAAUACAACGAACAUUCCUAAUUCAAAUGGUAUUAUCGGUUGA
Molecule: messenger RNA, 357 nt
Organism: Rotaria sp. Silwood2
Lineage: Eukaryota; Metazoa; Rotifera; Eurotatoria; Philodinida; Philodinidae
Source: the annotation of a GenBank genome assembly